ACUGAAAGUCUUUCGAACGAUAUCCGAAAGAAUUUCAUGCUGUGAGGCCUUUCGGUCCAUGCGCGCAACAUGAAAUUCGAAGAACUUUGAGAGAGUCAAGAGCUACGACAGGUUCGAGAGCUUGUUGGAUGAUUACUCUGCCAUCGUAGCACGAUUUCCUUCCCAGUCGUCGCUGCGAUGCGUCGAUCUCCAUCCUCCUUUGAAAUCCUUUCGUAGCAUCGUGUCGUGUGCGCAAUCGUCACUCUGAUAUCGCAAAUUGUCAGUUUUGCUUUAGUUCUGAUGGUCGCAACAGUAGAGGGUUUCUGUGAGUUGGGUGGACAUCAACCCCAUGCUCGCGAGGGUUUGAUUUCUUGGUCAAUGUUGUCAAGAAGGCGCGUCAUUCGACCUUAGUCUCUGUUGUCGGUCGAUCACGUAGGCUCACAUGGUUGGGCUGCAGAGGGGAAACAAUUUUGAGCAGGGGUACGUGGUGUAUUAAGGCCGCGGGAAGCCGUGGUGGAGAGAUUAGCGCAUGUUGAGUUGAGUCGAGGACUGCGAUGGAUUGGGUAUUUUUGCAGAUGUUGGAGAUAUGAAAGAUUUCUAUCGGAGUGACAAGGACUAGUGUUGGGAGGUUUUGUGAAUCAAGAGAUGGAAGAAAUUUUCAACGAGGAGGUAGUGUUAGAUGGGAAGCGGGUGGUGGCUACACUACUCGCGUCGGGGUUGCUUCAGUGGCGCGGGGACAGGAAUGGUCAGUUGUUCCUGUCCAAUGACUUAAUAGGGAUCAGUAACUUUGGAUCUAACAUCCGUUUGCAUACGUUUAAGUUGACGGGAAGCUCAACGAUAUGCGGGAAGGGUGUGCCCGGACGAAAGCGUAAAGAUAUGGUCAUGGAGUUUAGCAACGAAGCGACUCUUAAACUUUGCUGCGAUUCCAUUCAGCGAAUCCUUAAUGAGUCUGGGCGACCAAAGAGGCUUCUUGUAAUUGUUAAUCCUUUUGGAGGACAAAAGGGUGCGAGGAGAGUCUAUGCGUCAGUUGUGGAGCCUCUAUUUAAGGCAGCAGGCAUUACAUACACAAUGCGAGAAACGCAGUUCCAACGUCAUGCUCAAGAGAUGGCAAAAUCAUUUGAUCUCUCACAGUUCGAUGGAGUAGUCUGCGUCAGCGGAGAUGGAGUGCUGGUUGAGGUUCUGAAUGGUCUGUUGGAAAGAUCUGAUUGGGAGCGUGCUAUCAAGAUUCCACUUGGCAUCAUUCCUGCUGGGACCAGCAACGGCAUGGCGAAGUCACUGUUAAACCAUGUAGGGGAGCCUUGUGAUCCAUCAAGUGCUACAUUUCUUGUCAUCCGAGGGCAGAAGCAGCGGCUUGAUGUUGCUACCGCAAAACAAGGAAAUGUCAAAUUUCAUAGCAUCUUGAUGAUGGCUUGGGGACUUGUCGCAGAUGUGGACUUCGAAUCGGAAAGUUUGAGAUGGAUGGGUGCCUUGCGUAUCGUCGUUUAUUCGUUGAUGAGAAUCAUCAAUCUUCGAAAGUAUGUCGGACGCAUUUACUAUAUUCCAGCGCCAGGAUAUGAAGGCACAGGGACCCUGUUUGCUGGGGAGCUUGAAGAGGCUACCUUGCUGAAUGUUGGUGAAGCUGAUAGUGACAGAAGCUGGCGGAAAAAUGGGUAUUCCGGACCUUUACAUACGAACUCUGCUCAAUGGCGUGACAUGGAGGGCCCCUUUAUCAAUGUUUGGCUUAACAACGUGCCAUUUGUCGGCGAGACUGUUAACGCGGCCCCGCAUGCCAAGUUCUCAGAUGGAUAUUUGGACCUUAUUAUCAUGAAGGAUUGUCCUAAGUGGGCGUUAUUAAGUAUACUACUUAAAAUACAAACUGGGGAACACAUCAAAUCUAAAUAUGUGGAGUACAUCAAGGUGAAGGCAUUUCGACUCGACCCUGCUGGUCGCUAUGGGAGUGAUGUUCAAGGGGGUUACAUCGACUUAGAUGGUGAAGUCAUUGCGCGAGGCAGAGAUACAGUGGGUGAUAGAAGCAGUGAUCCCAUGAUUUAUGGAACUCCAGUAGAGUUUUCAGUUCAACAAGGGCUGGCUACAAUCUUUUGCCCUCCUUGAUGAUAUCUUGUUUGGUGUUUGUGUGCGUUACUUGCCACAGAUGUGGAUGCUUGCAUUCCUUGCAGUAAGGUUGGCUUGUGAGUUGUCGGCUCUUGAUGUACGAAAGCAAGGCCUAAGACUUCGGCAAGCAUGAGCAGUGUUCCUCAACGGAGGAGCACAAAAACUUCACAGCGAAGUUCAUAUAUGCUGCUCUGAGGAGAAUCCCUUGCCUUCAAGGCGAACCUUUCGGAACAACGGUAAAUCUGUAUCAUGUUUUACAGAAGAUAAGUUGGCAAUUAUAUCUCUUAGGGUUGAAAUUUAUGCUAUAUUAGAUGAAGGCUUUUUUUAGCUUUCCAACCAACAAUGAUUCCAAACUGCUGGUGGUUGUAGUCUCAUCGAACAGAACAUAAAUUGAGUAAACUAAACAUGGUCAACAUGGUGGGAAUUGCGAAUUGUAACCACAGAAAUUCCACUAGUAACUAGUCUUGUUAAAUGAGAUGAGAAAACAAACCGUACUUAUUCUUUUCUGCAUCA
Molecule: messenger RNA, 2583 nt
Organism: Physcomitrium patens
Lineage: Eukaryota; Viridiplantae; Streptophyta; Bryopsida; Funariales; Funariaceae
Source: RefSeq, a predicted model, not a curated record